This is a messenger RNA of Pararge aegeria (speckled wood butterfly), 6395 nucleotides long. RefSeq names its product protein draper (gene drpr). Gene Ontology annotation, molecular function: protein binding; scavenger receptor activity. The transcript is spliced from 19 exons. The coding region runs from base 355 to 3438 and encodes 1027 amino acids. The record is from RefSeq and is a predicted model, not a curated record. Lineage: Eukaryota; Metazoa; Arthropoda; Insecta; Lepidoptera; Nymphalidae.
UACCUUUGCUUUGUGUCUAAGAACACUUAAUUUGUGUAAAAAUAAGUACGCUAAUAUGUAUUGAUAUUACUUUGUUUACCGUAAGGUCGAGGGUUGAAUAGUUCUAGGAUCAAUUUAUAUUAUUUUUAAAAUAUUGGAGUUAUUGUGAAUUCCCUAAGAUUAUUGAGUGUGAACAAGUGAAUCACUACUGUGUAUUCUGAGACAAAUCAUUAACUGAAAUAUAAAUUACUGUUUCCGGGAAAAACAACGCUUCUUGGUUCAACACAACGCCCCAAUGCAUAUUGUGGCGUAAAGGAGUGCAAACAAUACGUAUGUUAUGGAGUCACGGUGAGCAAGCCUUGUAACGAGUGAAAGAUGUUGAAGAUUUGCGUGCUAUUGGCCCUGGUUGUGUCGGUGGCAGCUAUUCUCGAGGGGCCAAAUGUGUGCACCAGACAGGAAUCUUACGUAACAACAGUGAGGAUAUCCGAGCAGCAACCGUAUCAAGUGAAAGAAUUCUCGUGGUGCUUCAAUGUCCCACCACGGUGUUCGAAAUAUAAGAUCAAGUUCAAGCAGGUUCUAAAAACACAGACUCUCGUGAAGCAGAGGCCGGUCGAGGAAUGCUGUGAGGGCUACGCGCCGGAUUCCGAGAGGAGGCAAUGCCUGCCUGUGUGCGUGGAGCCGUGUGUCAAAGGGAAGUGUGUGGCGCCGAACACGUGUUCGUGUGCGCACGGAUACGGGGGCCCUGCGUGCGAUAUAUCUUGCGCCGUUGGUAAAUGGGGACGCCACUGUCAAAACGAUUGUCGGUGUAUGAACGGUGGUACGUGCGAGCCGCUGACAGGCGAAUGUUCCUGUGCGGCGGGCUGGCGUGGCGACGCUUGCGAAAAAGUUUGCGCGCCGCCCGCGUUCGGAGACAACUGCGAGCAAAUAUGCCAGUGCAAGAACAACGCGACGUGCCAUCCCGCCAGCGGGGCGUGCAGUUGCCCAUCGGGUUACACUGGGCCUUUAUGCGAGAAAGAGUGUCCGCCUAACGAACCGUGUCCGGUGCUGUGUCACUGCCAGAACAACGGUAAAUGCAAUCCCGUCACCAACGAAUGUGAGUGCACUUCGGGAUGGACGGGCGUAGUAUGCGCUAACAAGUGUCCGGCUGGACGGUGGGGUGAUAACUGUGCGCGGACCUGCGAAUGCGCGAACAACGCCGGCUGCGAUCACGUCACUGGCCAGUGCCAGUGUGCGGCUGGCUUUACAGGAGAUAAGUGUUUAGACCCGUGUCCACUGGGCGCGUACGGCGUGGGUUGCUUGGGCAAGUGCUCGUGCCAGCACGGCGGCGAGUGCUCGCCGCAGACCGGCGAGUGUACGUGCAAGCCGGGAUGGCGCGGCACGUGGUGCGAACAGCGCGCCUGUCCCGACGGGUUCUGGGGCAAGCAGUGCGAAAACAAUUGCCGGUGCGACCCCACUACUACUGACGAGUGCGACCCGAGGACAGGCGAGUGCGACUGCAAGGCGGGGUGGAGCGACGAGUUCUGCGAGCGACAAUGUCCCCUGCUUACUUUUGGCAAGGGCUGUCGCUCCACUUGCCGAUGCGAGAAUAGCGGACACUGCUCACCUAUUAAUGGAUCGUGCUUGUGCGCCCCCGGAUACCGCGGGCUGCGCUGCGAGGAGCCGUGCCCGUUCCCCCGGUACGGCGACAACUGCGCCGACAAAUGCGACUGCCAGAACAACGCCACGUGCUCGCACGAGACCGGCCAGUGCGACUGCAAGCCUGGAUUUGACGGACUCAAAUGUGAUCGACCGUGCGAUGGAAAAACAUUCGGUCUUAAGUGUCUUCAACGGUGCAGCUGUGAAAAUGGUGCUCCAUGCAAUCCUGUUAAUGGAGAAUGCGUAUGCGGCCCUGGCUAUGAGGGGCCCCAGUGCGAGCGUCGUUGUCGCCUAGGUUUCUACGGACAGAACUGCUCAUUGCCCUGCGAUUGCAGCAAAAACGCCAUCGGCUGUCACCAUGUCACCGGUGCUUGCAUCUGUGAGAGUAGCUGGAAAGGUGUACGUUGCGCGACUCAAUGCGAGGCGGGCAGGUUCGGUGAGCAAUGCUCAGAGCGCUGUCCCUGCGCCAACAACUCGUCGUGCGACGCCGGUACGGGGCGGUGCGUCUGUGCGGCGGGCUGGCGUGGCGAGCUCUGCGACCUGCCUUGCCUGCCCGGCACAUACGGCGUCGCCUGCAAGCAAAUCUGCCCUCACCAUAUACUCGGCAAUUCGUCAUGCGACCCGGUAACAGGCAGGAACUCUUGCCCGAGCGGUUAUACCGGCGUGACUUGCGAGUACCCUUGCCCGCUCGGUACGUACGGCGACGACUGCGGCCAGAGGUGUAACUGCAAGAACGGCGCAGAUUGCCAUCACGUUACCGGCGAGUGCCAGUGCCUGCCAGGCUGGCGGGGCGCACUGUGCGGGGAGGCCUGCCCGCCGGGCUGGUGGGGCGCCGCGUGCACGCAGCCGUGCCGAUGUGCCCGCGGCUCCGCCUGCCGCCCCAACGACGGCUACUGCCGCUGCCCGCCCGGCUACACCGGCAGCUACUGCACACAGUUUUGCCCGGUGGGCUACUUCGGCGACCACUGCAUGGAGGCUUGCAACUGUUCGUCGGAGGGCCACUGGGCCUGCGACCCGGUCACCGGCUGCGUGUGCCACCGCGGCUACAUCGGCGACCACUGCGACAUCAACGCCAGCGACGCGAUCGUCGUCGACCGCGCUAAUGUAGGUGGCUCCAACACGGGCCUGACCGUCGUGAUGGUGAUGCUGGUGGCGGCGUGCGCGGCCGGCGCCGUCCUUGUGCUGAUGUACUACCGCAAGCGCGUGCGCAACCUCAAGCGAGAGAUCGCGCACGUACACUACACCGCCGACCCGAGCUUACAGCCAGAACAACAACACUUCGAUAACCCUGUAUACUCGUUCCCGAGCACAACGCGCGGAGACGAUUCCACGACGCUCUUGAACAACGCAACGCAUAUAUUCAACAACCUUGGCUCUGGAAGCAAACUAACCAAUACUACUUUGGAGAAAUUGAGGAUGGGCGCUUCAAGUUCUAAUAACACAUAUGACCCCCUGUCCUCCCUCAAGAAUAAGGAUGCGGAUAUGACGAAUCCAAAGCUGUACCAAUGCAUCGACGAUGAUAAUAAGUUAGACCAUGUUUAUGAUGAGAUCAAACACAAAGAAGGAUAUGAAAUGGAAUACGACCAUCUCAAUUACACUCCGCCGGCGAACACUUGGAAACAGCAUUACCAGCGAAUGAAUAACGGUGUCACACCGAAUCCACAAGCGAACGUGUCGCGUGAAAACACGCCGACACCACCCAUUCCCCCCCUCCCUAAACUACACGUCGCACCCAUCCCCCCUCCUAGGGAGGAGGUGCCCACGAACCCACCGACACCGCCAAAAAGAGAGGUACCACCGGACGAUGACGUCACAAACCCGUGACAGUACCGAGUAAGUCUCGUUUGAAAUUAUGUCAAAUUCUAGACGGUUAGUUGGAAAGAGGGUACCUACUUUACCGAUGAAGUAUUACAGUAAUUAUGAUAAUUAACAACCUAAAACAUUUGCAAUUUAUUCCUAGAAACAAUGUUUUACAAAAUUUUCAUUAAUAAAAUACACGGUGACCUUGACCGGCGGCGACCGCGGUAGCCUUGGCAUUUGUACGCUUUUUUAAAGUUGCGCACGCUCGAUAUCUUGGUGUCGAUUUCGAAAUACUGUAACGUCAAAGCAAAAUGGAUCUAAUAGUGAUCGUUUUAGAGUUGCAAUCAGUAAUCUUGUUUUUUAUUUUGUUGCGCGCUUCCUGUAGAAGUGUGGAGCUGUACAACAAAUUGCCAUCAUACAAUUUGAUUCUGACGUUAACGAGUAACGACCGUCGAAACCAGACCUUAUAAUCAGAGCCGUAUAAAUCUUAUAGUAAGUGUACAGUUGGGUUUACAUCUUUAGGUCUAAAUAUGAGGUCACUGGUUACUAGGACAACUGAAAAAGGAAAAGCUCCUAGAUAAAGUUAAAACAAAUUCAAGCACGUGUAAAAGUGAGGUUGUUAUUACAAUUGGUUAGGGUUGUCAAUUUUAUAUCAAAACUGUAAUAUAUUUUACUUGAUAUUAAUAUCCUUUAUCCUUCUCAAUCGUUUCUUUUUUUUUUAUAGGUAAUGUACCAGUACCCCCUUUCUUUCGAGAGAUGAAAUAGUUUAUACCAUUUCUGAUAAAUUCUGAAUCCAAUUUUGAUAUAAGCAUAUUGUUGUCUUUAGGUAGCCUAAGUAAAUUAGGAUAGUUGUUCAAUUUAUGUGUCUGUAUAAUAUUGGCUAAUUUAUAAGUAGAAGAGUUCAAUGUUUAUCGUUUAUUUUCUAAAUUUAAAAAAAUAUAUUUUGGUAUACCCCUUUUGGCUCCUUUUGAGCGGAAUUUGAUGUCAUUGUAUAUUAUGUGGGAAAUAUUUGUUAAGGAUCUCUUGUUGUGUUUAUUUUAAUGUAUAAAAUGUUUAUUAGAUUUACUUAUAGUCGCGAUAAUUAUGUCGUGAUAACAUUAUUGAUGAUAUAGAAAACGUAUAUUAUGUUAAAGGUCGACCCCAUUAUAAAUCUUAUAUACCUUAUACCAAUAAGUAAUAUACUUUCAAACAUCCGCUUAUGAGCUGUGACCAAAUAAUUGUUCGUUAGAAACGAAAUCGGAAACUGUGGCUGAUUCUUAUUAUUAUUUCUUUGAAUCUCAUCGAACCCCUUAAAAAGUUUCUUUCAUUAUUCUUAUUUUUACAAAGGUUAUAAAAGACUCGCAUGUUGGGAAAUGACAGGCUUACAGGCCUCUUUCUUUCUAUGCUUUUUCUAUCUCGGUAGAUAAUUAAUUGUGGAUAAGCUAUGUACAAUUAUAGAUUUGCUCUUCGAUUCGCUCUUGCUUGCUUCACAUAGUAGAUUAACAUAAAUAAUACAUACACCAUAAUGCACGGCGUAGGUUUCAACCAGUACGACGUGAGCUUCCCUAGUAAAUAAAAUCGUGAGUCAUUUAUUUCUUUUAAUUAAUGUCGGGUAUAAAAAACGUCAUAUCAUUUAAAAGUUUAUAUCUUGAAGGUUGUCAUGUAGUUAAACAAAAGUUUUAUAUUCUUACAUAAAUACAAUUAUGAAAUUAAAUAAAGAGCAAGCAAUCUUUAUAUCUAGCGGAUCAAAAUUUUUACUACUAUAUUAAUUAAUAUCUUAUCGCAUUUUCUUAUCUCGAUGGUACCUUACUCUUUUUAAUGAAAAUAUUAUAGAAAAUGAGAAUUUAAUUAUUAUUAGUAAUAUAAAUAUUAAAAAGCUGAAAGUAUUACAUUGUAGUCUAUAAUAAGGGACAAAUCUAAUCUGAUUUUAAGCACCACUCGUUAGUUAAAGUGGCAUUCGCAUCUAUUCUGGUCUAAGCGUGCUUUGUUAUGUUUUGAAUGUAGACAUAAUUACUAGAGAGGAUAUUCGGAAGCUUAUUUACCUAGGACCUUUCUAAUAAUCGUGAUAAACGUUGGAAUAGUUGGUAGCGUUUUUUUUUGCUUUGACAUUUGAUGACCUCUCUGGCGCAGUGGUGAGCGCUGUCGUCUUAUAAGUGCGAGAUCCCGGGUUCGAUACCCAGCAGGUGCGAAUUUUCUCUAGUCCGGUCUGAUGGGAGUCUCUUAGGCUCUGGCUAGUUACCACCCUACCGACAAACACUUGCCGCGAUUUAGUGGAUUUAAUGAAUUAGCGUUCCGGUACGAUGUCGCGUAGAUAACGUUUGCGGGUUUAGCUUAUAACUACCAUGCCCCUGACAGGUUAGCCCGCUAUCCGGUGAGCUUGUAGUCAAAGGCUAACUAGUAGGGAAACAAAAAGGUGCUCUCAGUAGAAAUAUACAAGAAAUACUGAGAUAACUAUUCCGACCUUCUAAAACGUUUAUUUACUCUAAUCACUAAUAUUCGCCGGAAAGCGCCUUCCUAAUAUAUUUUUUUUAAUAACUUAUGUUGUGUCAGAAAUCCCGCGAAUGCAAAUAUAAUCUAUUACGUCGUAUGACAACGACUACUAGAAUCACGUAUCAUUCAGAUGCAUGUUUUACUUAUAAAUAUAUUUUUGAAAUCCCGGAUGAAGAACCGGAUAUAACGAGAUUAUAAAUAAAAACAAUAUGAAUCUGCUUCCUUAAUAUCAUAGACUAAUAUUAUGAUUAAAUAAAUAUGCAUCCGAAUAUUCGACUUCUGACUUGAUUAUUUUGUACCUCUCGAAAGUUCUAGGAGCGACAAAAAUAAAUAUGAUUUUCGUGUAACUUAGAUUUGUCCUAGUUCUAAAGGAGAGUUAGCAAUAAUAAUAACUCUCAAAUGCUCAAUAUAAUGUUUCAAUACCACUCGUAUUUAGAAUAUCUUUAACAAAGAACUAUCAUUUAUUCUUUUUAAUUUUUUUUUUUAAUUCUUAACAAGGCUUCAAAAUAAAA